AUGGCUUCCAGCCCCGAGCUCUGCGUGAAGCUGCUGGUGGAUACCAAGUCCAACAAAGUGCUCUUCGCUGAGGCCGGCAAGGAGUUCGUGGACUUCAUCUUUGACCUCCUUACCGUCCCACUGGGCUGUGUCGUUAAGCUCAUGUCCAACGGCGGCAUGCACGGCAGCAUCGGCCGCCUGUACGAGAGUGUGGACGGCUUCCCCACCUCGUACCUGCAGCCCAACGUUUGCAAGUCCGAGCUCCUGCAACCCAAGAUGAGGCCCGUGGUGGACGGCGGGCACGUGAAGGCGACGGAGACGUACAUCGUCACGGAUGGUCUGAAUGUGACGCCCAUGACGACCAUCUCUGCCUCCACGCUCAUCAACAGGUUCGCCCUCCACAAAGACACCGAGCUCGCCGAGAAGGUCGUGGGCUUUGGCAUGAACGAGGCCAUGGCUCUUCUCACGGCGGUGAUGGGCUCCGACACAGUGCUCUCUGACGUGUACCUGGCAAAGAAGAAGUGA
Messenger RNA from Triticum dicoccoides, 504 nucleotides. RefSeq lists its product as uncharacterized. Lineage: Eukaryota; Viridiplantae; Streptophyta; Magnoliopsida; Poales; Poaceae. The record is from RefSeq and is a predicted model, not a curated record. The transcript has 2 exons. Bases 1 to 504 code for a protein of 167 amino acids.